CCCGCGGCGCUCUUCAUAUGAAGCUGUGGCGCAUGCGCAGUUUAUCAGUAAGAAUGGCGGCCAGGCUUCUCUUGAGACCAGCGACCCGUGCUGCUGCUGCUGUUUACAGCCGUCAGCCUCUGCCAGCUCAAGCUCUAGUUAGGGGACUGGCGUCUGGAGGCAUUCCCACAGAUGAUGAGCAGGCCACCGGUCUGGAGAAGAUUGUGUUGGAGGCGUCCAAGAAAGGAACUGAUCCGUAUAACAUGUUGAAACCGAAGGAGUAUGCAGGCUCCAAACAAGACCCUCAUAUCGUCCCCUCCAUAACCAACAAGAGGAUUGUUGGCUGUGUUUGUGAAGAGGAUAACACUGCAGUGGUUUGGUUUUGGUUGCAUCAGGGUGAAGCCCAGCGCUGCCCAUCCUGUGGUGCUUACUACAAACUUGUUCCACAUGAGUUACCCCACUGAAAAUAUACACUUCACUGCACAGGCGGCCUAAACACUCUCAUACUGACUCGAUCACCAUAGAUAGUCAGACUUAUACACAAUCUCCUUUGCUAAUCUCUGUUCUGAAGAAUAGAAUUGCACUUUAUAGGGGCGUAGUUAGUUCUUUCUCAUUGGUUGCUUCACAUAAGCAGAUCUGCAAAUCUGAAAUGCAAAAUUUGGCAGUGCUAUCCUAAUUGUGAAUGUUGGUUUAAUUUUUUUUUUUUUGAACAAUAGUUUACAUGCCCUGUUUUUUGCUGUGCAAUAUCAGCUGCUUGCACAUUCCAAACUUUCCUUAGAAAUGCAAUGCAUUCCUUACUCUGUUACAUAAAUGAGCUGUUACUUGAAAUGUACAAGCAUUACAGAAGUUUGCACAUUCUUGCAAAAGAGAUAAUGUCUACAGACUUUGUCUUUGAUUUUUCAGUGUUUAGACAAAGAUAGUACAUUCCCAAUUCUGUGGGACUCAAAAUAUGCUCCAUUUACUUUGAAAGUGUUGAGAUUGAAUGCUGUCCUUGUUGAACGAUCCUUUAAAAUAAAUGUGGUGUUUUAACACGUA
Onychostoma macrolepis is the source of this 1014-nucleotide messenger RNA. RefSeq names its product cytochrome c oxidase subunit 5B, mitochondrial. Lineage: Eukaryota; Metazoa; Chordata; Actinopteri; Cypriniformes; Cyprinidae. The record is from RefSeq and is a predicted model, not a curated record. The transcript has 4 exons. Gene Ontology annotation, biological process: mitochondrial electron transport, cytochrome c to oxygen. Bases 18 to 443 code for a protein of 141 amino acids. Gene Ontology annotation, cellular component: mitochondrial envelope.